AUGUCAAGCGACGGGAAACCGGGAACUAGUGAUUCUCCUGGAGGGAAGUGGUCAUGGGGAAGCUUUAGUGCGGUUAUUGGGCCUGAGGUCAGCUUGCUGUGGAAGUUCAAGGAUGACUUCGAGUCGAUCAGAAGCACACUGUUGACACUCCAAGCUGUGUUGGAUGACGCUGAGAAGCGGUCUUCACGAGAGGAACGUGUGCACCUCUGGCUCAAGAGGCUUAAGUUUGCUGCUUAUGACAUUCAUGACAUUUUAGAGGAAAUGGAAUCCAAGAACGACAUUGGCUGUGGUUCACUUAAGAAGCUUAGCGCACACAUCACCAUUGCUCACAAGAUGAAGAAGAUGAGACAGAGGUUGGAGAAGAUUAAGGAAGAAGCAAAACUGGAUAUAUUCAAUUUCAAGGCUGAUUAUUGCUUCUUGGAUGAAAAUGUUAAUAGCAGGGCUACAUUUUCUUGUAUCAGUGAAGAGAUUGUGGGGAGGGCCAUGGAGAAAGAAACUAUAGUUGCUAUGUUGACAACAUAUAGUGAAGAAAAUUUUUUGACCCUCUGUAUUUAUGGUUUUGGUGGCCUUGGUAAGACCACUCUUGCCAGGUUAGCUUUCAAUGAUGAAAAUGUUGGGAGAGUUUUUGAUUACCGAGUAUGGGUCUAUGUAUCUAUGAAAUUUGAUCUGAAGAAAAUUGGUGAAUCUAUACUUUCUGAAAUUGAUGAAGGUAACUGUGGCCACCAUGCAAACCUUCAGGAGGUUACUCGUCAUCUCCAAAGAGUACUUGCUGGCAAGAAGUUCUUGGUUGUUCUUGAUGACCUAUGGGAAGACAAUUGGAUCCAAUUGCAAAAUCUGAAGACAAUGCUCAGCUGUGGUGCAAAGGGAAGUAAGAUCAUUGUGACUACACGCACUGGGAAGAUUGCUUCCCUGAUGGAUCAUUGCAUGCCUUACAAGAUGGAUGUCCUAUCUGAUGAUGAUUGUUGGAUUUUGUUUAAGAGACAGGCCUUUGUUCCUGGAAGGGAUGAUCCUAGGAUAGAAGUAAUUGGAAAGGAUAUAGUGAAGAAGUGCAAUGGUGUGCCUUUGUCUGCACAAGCUUUGGGUUUCAUGAUGCGAUUCAAGGAAGGGGUGGCUGCAUGGGAAGCAGUGAGGGACAGUGAAAUCUGGGAGAUAGAAGAAGAUCAGAAUAUCAUGCCAUCUUUGAAGCUUAGUUAUUGCCUCAUGCCUUGUCACCUGAGGCUGUGCUUUGCAUACUGUGCAGUUUUCUCCAAAGGAGCUGUCAUAGACAAGGACAUGCUGAUACAGCAGUGGAUUGCACUUGGAUUCAUUCAACCCACUAGUGGAAGCUUGACACUUGCAAAGCGCGGUGAGGAGUACAUCCGUGAACUAGCGGCUAACCAUCACACGAAAGCUGCAAGGGUAUUCCAGAUGCAUGAUUUGGUGUAUGACCUUGCAAGAUGUGUUGCUAAUGAAGAAUUCCUAUUCAUGGAUGCCAAAAAGAGUAGCACGACUAGUGCUGGAAGUGAUCAUUACCGACAUACAGUGCUGAUGAAUUGCAUUGAGGUACCAAUGAACAGCAAGGCUGCACUCUGUAAGGCAAAAUCACUUCAUUUUAGAGAUUGCAAAAGGCUGCAGAUUUCUGGGAGAUCACUCUCCCUGACCCUGAGUAAAUUCUUGCGAGUCUUGGACAUAAGUGGUUGUUCUAUCUUAGAGUUACCAAGUCAACUUAACAAGAUGAAGCAGUUACGUUAUCUUGAUGCAUCGGGAAUGCAGAAUGAAUUGAAACAGGAGUCUUUCGCUGGUUUACAAUGCCUAAAUGCACUAAACCUUUCAGCAAGUUAUUUUCAGACAUUGCCAGUUCAAAUAGUUAACCUUGAGAAAUUGCAUUACUUAAACCUUCAUGGCUGUUCUCGCCUCAUGUUAAUUCCUGAGUCCAUUUGUGAACUAAGGGAUUUGGUGCAUCUAGACCUAUCAGGAUGCAUUAACCUACGAGUUCUGCCCACAUCUUUCGGAAAGCUCCAGAAACUAUCAUUCUUGGACAUGUCUGGUUGUCUCAACCUAGUUAGCUUGCCGGAAUCAUUUUGCGACCUCUGUUACUUGGAGAACCUUAACUUGUCAUUCUGUCAUGAACUUAGAGAGUUGCCAUUAGGCAAUCAUCAAGAACUCCUCAUACUGGACGUGUCCAAUUGUCAUAAAAUCCGCAUUUUACCCAUGUCAUUUUGUAACCUCCUACAUUUAGAGGAUCUCAAUUUGUCAUGCUGUUAUGAACUUCAAGAACUUCCAGAAGAUUUUGGAAAAAUUCAUGGGCUUUGUAUUCUGGAUCUAAGUGACUGCCACAGACUUCAAGCAUUGCCUGAUUCCUUUACUGACCUUGUAAACAUAGAGAAACUAAUCUUAUCUGAUUGCUGGGAGCUAGUAAAGCUUCCAGAAUUGCUUGGGUGCCUAUGGAAAAUUCAGGUUUUGGACCUAUCAUGUUGCUCACAACUUUUUGCAUUGCCUGAGAGUGUUACUAACCUCACCAAUUUAGAACACCUAAAUCUGUCAUGCUGCAUUAGCCUUGAAAAGAUGCCUGGAGACUACGGCAGCUUAAAGAAACUUAAGCUUUUGAACAUAUCAUAUUGUUUUAAGGUCAGUAGUAUCCCUUAUGGCAUAGCCAAUAUGUCUAACCUCAACUGUUUGUUGGCGGUUGGGUUGGAUGGUUACUCUUGUAAGAAUAAGGAUGAUUUCAAUAUUGUAAGUAGCUUACUAUGUAUGCCUAGUAUAGAUUUAACUGAAAAGGACAGCCCCAGUGGCGACUUCCAUGGGAUCUUAAAGCACAAAAGACUCCAUCUUUUGGGUCUCGGCACUGUGCAAAGCAUUGAUGAGGUUGAGAACUUAGGAUUGUGCAGGCAUCAGCAGCUCAACUCAUUAAGACUUAGUAGCUCCUACUUGAAUGGUAAUGAAGUGGCUAAAUUUGUACCAGAUGACAUUGUACUUGAAAAGAUCAUACCUCCAAGGACCCUGGAACACUUUGAACUUUUGGGCUAUCGUGGUUCAGAAUUUCCUGAGUGGAUGCUGAAUCUGACAACCAUUUUGCCAAACCUUCUACCAAAAUUGCAGUCUCUGGUCAUAAAUAAUAUACCAAAUGUCAAGGCUGUUAGAGAAGAUUUUGCUGGUGGCAGCAGAGCAUUUUUGAAAUUAAGGGACCUCACCAUCAGUGAUAUGCCAAACCUAGAAAGGUGUCUGUUAACUCUAUCAACUAGCAAUGAAGAGGCCCAUGUGUAUAUGUUCCCUAACCUUCACCAUCUGAAGGUAUCAUGGUGCCCAAAGUUGAUAUUUGAACCAUCUCUUCCACAGUGCCUUUUAUUGGAAAUUGAUGCAUGUGGUGAGAUCUUGCAAGGAUGGCCAGUCACACCUUCACAAUUACACCCUAGGCCAACAAGAAGGUUAAGCUUCCAGUUCUGUGACUUAUCAUUUUCAAGGGAGGACCAACUUCAUUUGUUUAGUUCCUUAAGUUCACUUAAGUUCCUGUCAAUAAGGUCAUGUGAAGGUUUGAACACUUGGGGAGAAAGCAUAGGAACAUUAACCAGCCUUGAGGUGUUGGAGCUUUCACUCUGUGAUAUACCAGUGUCUUUGGGAAGAAUCGCUUCAUUGCAGAGUCUGAGUAUUGAAAUGUGCCAUCUACCUUGUGAUUUUCCCCAUUAUUUGCUACAACUUCCAUUCUUGCGGGAGCUACAAAUGGUUUCUUGCGAAGCUAAGUUAGAGUUACCUGGUGAAAUGACCAGAGCCAUCUUGGCUCGUAUUCCAAAUAUCAACAUACACCAUGUCGGAUGUGUCAAGCAUAUAGAACAGGAGAAUGGUAUAUGCCAAAAUGUUUCAAUUGACAAGGUCGGACGUAUGAGCUCUAUCAAUGUUAUAGUUGUGCCUCCACGGAUCCAAAUUGACCCAAUGAGUCAGCCAGAAAAGCAAGAACUGGGAACGUGGCUUCAAGUAGCAGCCAGCGAACGUGGAAUUGCGGCAAUAUCGCGGGUGAGGUCUUCGAUCGUGGAGACGCUCAAUGGCAGCGAGACCAUCACUGUUGAGGUAGAGCCAUCUGAUACAGUCGGUGAUGUCAAGGCAAAGAUACAGGACCAGCAGAGGCUCAUCUUUGACGGCAGCAGGCGUGAUAAUAAGCGCAAGCUUGACUUUUACAAGGUUCAGCAUCAUUCGACCCUGCACCUUGAUGACCUCUGUAGUCCGCGUGAUGAUGCCAUGCAGCAGAUUGGCGAUUUCAAGGCAAAGAUUCAGGACCAACAGAGGCUGCUCUUUGAAGGACAGCGGCUUGUGGAUGUGGAUGGAGAUGGACAGAGACAGACGCUCGCCAAUUACAACGUCCAGAGACAAUCCACACCCUACACCUUGACUGUCCCAUGCAGUUUUUUGUGA
Molecule: messenger RNA, 4383 nt
Organism: Miscanthus lutarioriparius
Lineage: Eukaryota; Viridiplantae; Streptophyta; Magnoliopsida; Poales; Poaceae
Source: the annotation of a GenBank genome assembly